GUGCUUUAAAAAUGAGAUGCUCGUGUUGAAUCUGUCAGAAACCCUCACACACUGCAGGAUACAACAUGUUCCCACGGUUCUGUUUCAUCUUUGUUCUGACGCUGUUAAUAGAUGCAGUCUCUCUGCAUCAGGUAGUUGAAGGUGUUGAAGGAAGAUCUGUCACCCUGAAGUGCAGUCACAGACACAUUUUACUUGAAGAUAAACCGCUGACGGUCCACUGGAGACACAACGACAUCAGGAACGUAUUCGAUAUUAUCCAUGGAAGAUUUUCUGUAAAAGAACAGGAUCCAGUGUACAAGAACAGAGCAGAAGUUUUACUCGAGGAGCUUAAGGGCCAUGUCUUUCUCAAACUCACUGAUCUUCAGCUCUCUGAUGAAGGAACGUAUCUCUGUUUUGUCCCCGCUUUGGGAAUUUUUCACAGUACACAGCUGGUGGUCAAAGAACAAACAUUACCCAAAUACGCAGCAGUUCGAGUUCAAGUUCGAAGUCACGGUACAGGAACAAGGCUGAGCAGGACUCUGCAUCUCCUAAUACCUUUAUCUGGACUGAUCCUGCACUUUAUCUGAACAGGACUUUCUGGACGCUCUUAUUGUCAAUGAAGCACUGAGCACACUACAGCACUGUUCCCCCAAUCAAUGUAAAUAUUGUACCAUUAACUGGAGAGACACUGCUUUUCCUAUUGUCUGUUUAUAAAUGAAAUGCUGCACUACUCACCCUUUUUU
Carassius carassius (crucian carp) is the source of this 722-nucleotide messenger RNA. RefSeq lists its product as uncharacterized. Lineage: Eukaryota; Metazoa; Chordata; Actinopteri; Cypriniformes; Cyprinidae. Bases 66 to 566 code for a protein of 166 amino acids. Gene Ontology annotation, cellular component: external side of plasma membrane. The record is from RefSeq and is a predicted model, not a curated record. The transcript is spliced from 4 exons. Gene Ontology annotation, biological process: positive regulation of T cell proliferation; cell surface receptor signaling pathway; cellular response to lipopolysaccharide.